CCCACCCCCCGCGCCCAAGCGCCCCGGGAGCCGGAGGGGGGGGCGCGGGCGGGGGGCGGGCGCGGGCGCCGCCGAGGCUUCCGUCUGGCUCGCGCGGCGGCGGCGGCGGCGGCGGCGGCGGCAGAGGUCGCGCACAGAUGCGGGUCGGAGCUGUGCGGGGCGGAGGCGGAGGCGGGAAGGCGGCUGCCCGGGGAGCCCCGCAGGCGCCCGAGAGCCGGAUGCCCUCGGUGGAUGAAAGAUGCAUCAUGGAAUGAAGCCGAGCCCGGGAGACGGAUUCCUGGAGCAGCCGCCGCCGCAGCCGCCGCCCCCCCGCAGGCUCCUGGCCGCGGUCCUGUGGUUCCAGCUGGCGCUGUGCUUCGGCCCCGCGCAGCUCACGGGCGGGUUCGAUGGCCUUCAGGCGUGCCCGGACCCAGGCGUCCCCGAGAACGGCUUCAGGACGCCCAGCGGAGGCGCCUUCCCUGAAAGCUCUCUCACCCAGUUUCACUGUGAAGACGGGUUCAAGCUGAAGGGCCCCACAAAGAGACUGUGUGUGAGACACCCUAAUGGAACCCUCGGCUGGAUCCCCGGUGAUAAGCCCGUCUGCGCGCAAGAAGAUUGCCGCGUCCCUCAGGUGGAAGACGCUGACAUCCGUAACAAGACCUACAGACACGGAGAUAAGCUGGUUGUCACCUGUCACGAAGGGUUCAAGAUCCGUUACCCUGACCUGUACAACAUGGUUUCGCUGUGUCGCGAUGACGGGACCUGGGACAACCUGCCCCUGUGUCAAGGCUGCCUGAGGCCGCUCUCGUCUUCCAACGGCUAUGUGAACAUCUCCGAGCUCCAGACCUCCUUCCCCGUGGGGACUGUCAUCUCCUACCACUGCUUUCCUGGGUUUAAGCUGGAGGGGUCGGAGUAUCUCGAGUGUUUACACACCCUCAUCUGGUCGUCCAGCCCACCCCGGUGCCUUGCUCUGGAAGUGUGUCCGCUGCCUCCCACCGUGAGUCACGGGGAUUUCGUCUGCCACCCACGGCCUUGCGAGCGCUACAACCACGGGACCGUGGUGGAGUUCUACUGCGACCCCGGCUACAGCCUCACCAGUGACUACAAGUACAUCACCUGCCAGUACGGAGAGUGGUUUCCCUCCUACCAGGUUUACUGCAUCAAGUCAGAGCAAACGUGGCCUGGCACUCACGAGACCCUCCUGACCACGUGGAAGAUCGUGGCGUUCACGGCCACCAGCGUGCUGCUGGUGCUGCUGCUCGUCAUCCUGGCCAGGCUGUUCCAGACCAAGUUCAAGGCCCAUUUCCCCGCCAGGGGGCCUCCCCGGAGCUCCAGCAGCGACCCGGACUUCGUGGUGGUGGACGGGGUUCCCGUCAUGCUUCCAUCCUAUGACGAGGCUGUGAGCGGCAGCUUGAGGGCCUCAGGCCCCGGGUACCUGGCCUCCGUGGGCCAGGGCUGCCCCUUGCCUGUGGACGACCAGAGCCCCCCGGCAUACCCCGGCUCAGGGGACACGGACACAGACCCAGGGGGAUCAGAACCCUGCGAUGGUGUCUCAGGCUCCUCCGAGCUGCUCCAGAGUCUGUAUUCACCUUCCGCGUGCCAAGGAGGCCCCCGCCCUGACAGCGCUGACACGGGGGCUGACACGGCAGGGGAGACAGCAUCCAGCAGCCCAGGCAUCGACAUCGCAGACGAGAUCCCUCUGAUGGAAGAAGACGCGUGACCAGCAGAGCUCCGACGAUUCUCCUGCCCCUGGGGGUGUGAACUGUCCACCCCGGGGUGAGACCUCGUGGGGACAGAGCUCGGGGGCCUGGGGGGUUCCAGCUUUGGGGGCAGUGACUCAUGUCAUCCAUUGCAGACCUGACUGCGGCUGGCAGGCUGGUGGCAGCGGUGUUCAUGACACUCGAAGGGAGCGGGGGCCCAGGGGCCCCGGAUGUUCCUGGAGAAGGUGUCCCGUGUGUCCCCGCUUCGGAGCAAUCCCGUGAUGUGCGCUAUGGGCACUGCCUGCCUGCUAUGAGCAUGUCCCUCACCGAUGCGCCCCGAGGUCCACUGCACCCAUCGCAGGCUCCGUCCGGGGGCUCAGCCUGCAGGAGGCCCCCGGGGGAGGCUCCCGGGCGCUUUGGGGCAACCUCCUUGACCAACACUGUACUCAAAGUGGGUGCGGCUGUUGCAGCGAGGGAGGAAAGAAAAGAGCAGGGCGGACCCUGCCUUCUGGAAGUUUGUCCAGAAGCGGAGUUUCUGCCCUCCAGGCUGCCCUCUGGGGAAGCAUGAUCAGCAUCUGUCCACGGACUGGCCCACGGACGGUGCAUCGGGUCAGUCUGGUGACUUCGUGGCCAGCCGGAUGUGGUCAGAUGCAACGCCUGGCAGCAAACGUUAUGAGGUAACGUUUCAUUUGGCGUUUUAAGGAGUUGCAGAACCACGUGUCUCAAGGGUCGCGAGCCCCCUCAUUACCCAUUACGGGGUCACCCCCGUGCAGCCAUACAGUUUAUUUUCCGAAACAGAAAUUGUUUCUGUAAACGUGGUCCUCCUCCACAUAAAGUAUGAGGUUGGAUUUUCUUCUUUCUAUUUUGUCUGCAAAGUAGACCGGCCACCCAGCCCAGACGGCUGCCCCCUCCCUCCCGGGGGCCACAGCCACCCCCCUGCCUGUGCACCUGCUGUGUGGGCCUCCCUGGGCCCACAGGGUGCUGUACCUAAGAAACUGAUGGAUGAAAAAUUCUCCUGAGUCCUGAAAUGUCUCCUCAAAUACAUGUUCAUCUGUGGAUUCGAUUUCUUUCUUCCUCUGGGCUUUAGACAAAUAGAAACAAAACUCUGACCCAUAAAAUUGCUACAUGGAGAGCUGGGAGCUUGGUCAAAUCCUGGUUUAUCUCUACGCAGACAGAUUAAAAAUUAAAAACAAAA
This is a messenger RNA of Hyaena hyaena (striped hyena), 2874 nucleotides long. RefSeq names its product sushi domain containing 4 (gene SUSD4). The record is from RefSeq and is a predicted model, not a curated record. Gene Ontology annotation, biological process: negative regulation of complement activation, classical pathway; negative regulation of complement activation, alternative pathway. Lineage: Eukaryota; Metazoa; Chordata; Mammalia; Carnivora; Hyaenidae. Bases 239 to 1699 code for a protein of 486 amino acids. The transcript is spliced from 9 exons.